This is a messenger RNA of Wasmannia auropunctata (little fire ant), 576 nucleotides long. RefSeq lists its product as uncharacterized. The transcript has a single exon. The coding region runs from base 94 to 576 and encodes 160 amino acids. Lineage: Eukaryota; Metazoa; Arthropoda; Insecta; Hymenoptera; Formicidae. The record is from RefSeq and is a predicted model, not a curated record.
AUACUGUGAUAACGCUAUCAAGGCACUAAUCAGUGGAAAUUACAUGAGGACAAAUUUAAGAGUAUUACUAUAAAAAAUGACAAGGUGUGGAAGAUGAUUGCUGCAGAAUUAUACAAGGAAAAUCCUCUUUGGGAAUACACUGGAAAACAGUGCGAAAACAAAUUUAAAGACGUUCGAAGAAACUAUGUCAAAACUAAGGACAAUAAUGUAAACAAGAGUGGGCAAGACUUGCAAACUUGCAAAUUCUACGAUGAAAUGGAUGCAACACUUGGCGAAAAGCCACUUAUUAAACCUGUCGCUAUCGCUUCCAGCUUGAAGAAACACAAGCGCUCAAUGUCUUUUGAGGACGAGGAAGAGAAGGAAAACUUUGAAAAGAUGAAACCUGAGAAGACUAAGAAACUAAAAAAAAGUAAAAUUAACAAAGAGCUAGAAAACUUCAUGCUCCAACAAGAAGAAAGAGCUACCAAACGAGAACUAGCCAAACAAAAACGACAUGAGGAAAGAAUGCGGCUUCAAAGAGAAGCAAUUGAAAAAUACGAAAUAGUUAUGAAGAAGUUGUUGAAUAAAUUUAACUAA